AACUGCUUUGUGUUUUACAGGUGUUUGGAAUGAAUUUGAUUGAACUUCACAGUAGACCUGGUCUAUAUCUGUUGCUAAAUGAUUUAGAUGUGAAAACUGAAUUCAGUGAACAUACAUUGAACUGGUCUGAAGAAGAAAAUGGAAAAACUGGACUUCUUUUUUUCAUCUUGUCUUUGAUUUUCAUGAAUGGAAACGUGGUACUAGACAACGUCAUGUGGACCACUUUGAAGAGGCUUGGACUUGACCAUGAGGUAGGUCCUCACCCAUUAUUUGGUGACAUAAAGAAGUUAGUAACUCAAGAAUUUGUUCGCCAGCAGUAUAUGGAGUAUACCCGAAUACCAGGUUCAGAUCCUGCCUUGUACGAGUUCCGUUGGGGUCCACGAGCUGAACUUGAACUGUCUAAGAAAGAAUUACUUGAAUUUGUGUGCUACUUAUAUGGAAAUAACAUGAAACCUGAACAGUGGACGUCUCAGUACCAAGAUGUUCUAAGAUCUGAAGAGCAGGAUGAAGCUUGAGGAACAAGUGAAUUAUUGAUAAGGGAUUUGUGUAUAUUAACCUCUAAAAAAUAAAGAUGGGAGUCUGAGAAAAAUUGUAGUUUGUUUCGAGAUUAUGAAAUGUGGUUUGAUAUAACUUUUGAAAACCAUUAAACACAUGAUGUUGGAGUAAAGUA
This is a messenger RNA of Limulus polyphemus (Atlantic horseshoe crab), 670 nucleotides long. RefSeq names its product non-structural maintenance of chromosomes element 3 homolog (gene MAGE). Lineage: Eukaryota; Metazoa; Arthropoda; Merostomata; Xiphosura; Limulidae. The transcript has 5 exons. The record is from RefSeq and is a predicted model, not a curated record. The coding region runs from base 30 to 515 and encodes 161 amino acids. Gene Ontology annotation, cellular component: nucleus.